AUGUCGACCCAUGAGAUCGAGAAUGGUGCCGAGGUGCCUGUCAAGCGGGUCUGGUACCGCACAUCGCUAUUCAAUGCGUGUGUGAUCGGUGCCGUCGGUUUUCUCGCGCCCGGUCUUUGGAAUGCGAUGAACUCGCUCGGUGCCGGUGGCGAGGAGAAGCCCUUCCUAGUCAAUGCCGCCAAUGCUCUCGUCUUUGCCCUAAUGGGCUUCUUCUGUCUCUUUGGCGGGCCCAUCGCCAAUCGAAUUGGUCUCAAAUGGACACUCCUUCUCGGUGCGGCGGGAUACCCUGUUUAUGCAGCGGGUCUGUACACCAACAGCAAAUACGGCAACGUCUGGCUGGUGCUUGUUGGUGCAGUUGUCUGCGGUAUUUCUGCCGGUCUGUUCUGGGCCAGUGAGGGUGCCAUUGCGAUCGGAUAUCCCGAGCCUUCCAAGAGGGCACGAUACCUCAACAUCUGGGUUUGGUGGCGGACAAUGGGCCCGAUUAUUGGUAACUCGAUUGUGCUCGGAUUGAACAUUAAGACGAAAGGCGAGGGGAGCGUGGGAGUCUCCACCUACAUUGUCUUCAUCGUGCUGCAGUGUCUGGCUGUUCCGGUCGCCCUUCUUUUGACGCCGCCUGACAAAGUGCAGCGUGCAGACGGCUCCCCUGUAGUUGUUCGUGUGGAGGAGUCAUGGGCAGCGGAGUUCAAAGCUCUUUGGAAGACCUGCAAAAACCGCACCGUCAUCCUUCUGCUUCCGAUCUUCUGGGCUGUCUACUUCAAUGAAUACUCGAGCAACUUUGAGACAUACUAUUUUGGAGUGCGAGCUCGCGCACUGAUCGCCUUCCUGUCCGACUGGGUCACCCUUCUCGCUUCCCAGAUUAUCUCCCACUGGCUCGACUGGAAGAAGGUCGAUGCGAAGAAACGUCUUACAUACGGGUGGUACUGGGUUAUCAUCGUGCACGUUGCGACGUGGAUCCUCGCCUGGGUAGUCCAGGAGGAGUACACAGCCAACCCCCCGAUGCUCGACUUCACGGACCCCGGGUUCUGCAAGGGCGCCUUCGUGCUGUUCAUGUGGUCGUUCGCCCAGCAGACAGGGCAGAACUGGCUGUAUUAUCUGGUCGGCUCGAUGACGGAUAACAUUGCCGAGCUGACCAGAUUGACCGGUAUCCUUCGAGGGCAGGAGAGUUUCGGAGAAGCCAUCUCCUACGGCCUGAACACGAGGGACUGGUACGGUGGUCGGGUGCCUAUGGCUGUGAAUACCAUCUUGCUUGGCUUGUGUGUGGUUCCCACGUGGAUUGUUGUCCGGAAACAUGAGAUGGAUGCGAAUGUCGAAGAGGCUGAGAGGGCGACGGGGUGGGACAAGAAGAGGGCGGAGGACAAGAACAUCGAUGCCGAAGUGACGGAAACCACGGUGGGUGCCUGA
This is a messenger RNA of Aspergillus heteromorphus CBS 117.55, 1401 nucleotides long. RefSeq names its product DUF895 domain membrane protein. Bases 1 to 1401 code for a protein of 466 amino acids. Gene Ontology annotation, biological process: transmembrane transport. The transcript has 2 exons. The record is from RefSeq and is a predicted model, not a curated record. Gene Ontology annotation, molecular function: transmembrane transporter activity. NCBI's taxonomy places the organism in Eukaryota, Fungi, Ascomycota, Eurotiomycetes, Eurotiales, Aspergillaceae.